CAGCCAGGCUAGUGGAGGUUUAAAUAGAAGGCCCUAGAGCUGCGACCUAGCGCCAGCUGAGAGCCUGAGAAGGGAGCAGAGGAGAAAAGGGCCUCUGUCCUGGCAACACACGAGGGUCCGAUUAUCUGCCUGAACAGGGCUCUGCGAGUGCCUUCUUUCUGAUCCGCCAGUGGUCUGUGCUGGAGCGCUGACCAGGUUCUGAUAGCAUCUGUGUGAGAGUUGGGUCCCCUCCUGCUCCUGCAGUAGAGCUACCAUCCCGAUUCCUGGUUCCCCAGACGGCGUCCAACACGAUGACUCUGAAUGGCGGCAGUGGGGUGGGCGGGAGCCGCAGCGCGGGCCGGGAGCGCGACCGCCGUCGGGGCAGCACCCCUUGGGGCCCGGCACCCCCACUGCACCGCAGGAGCAUGCCGGUGGACGAGCGGGACCUUCAGGCGGCGCUAGCCCCGGGCUCCCUGGCAACGACUGCUGCAGGAACUCGGACGCAAGGGCAGAGGCUAGACUGGCCCGAAGGCUCCUCUGACUCCAUCAGUUCUGGAGGCAGCGGCUCGGAGGAGAGAGUUUACAAAGUGCUGCUGCUCGGGGCGCCUGGUGUGGGCAAGAGCGCUCUGGCGCGCAUCUUUGGUGGUAUAGAAGACGGGCCUGAAGCAGAAGCCGCAGGGCAUACGUAUGACCGUUCUAUCACCGUGGAUGGAGAAGAAGCAUCGCUCAUGGUCUAUGACAUUUGGGAACAGGAUGGGGGCUGCUGGCUGCCUGGCCACUGCAUGGCCAUGGGGGAUGCAUACGUCAUUGUAUACUCAAUAACGGACAAGGGCAGCUUUGAGAAAGCCUCAGAACUUCGGGUCCAGCUGCGGCGGGCACGGCAGACAGACAACGUGCCCAUCAUCCUCGUGGGCAACAAGAGUGACCUGGUGCGCUCUCGUGAGGUCUCCGUGGAUGAGGGCCGAGCCUGCGCAGUGGUCUUCGACUGCAAGUUCAUCGAGACGUCGGCAGCACUGCAUCACAAUGUCCAGGCGCUGUUUGAGGGUGUUGUGCGCCAGAUACGCCUACGGAGGGACAGCAAGGAGGAUAAUGCCCGGCGGCAAGCCGGCACUCGGCGACGGGAGAGCCUUGGCAAGAAAGCCAAACGCUUUCUGGGCCGCAUCGUAGCUCGAAACAGCCGCAAGAUGGCCUUCCGUGCCAAGUCCAAGUCCUGCCAUGACCUCUCUGUGCUCUAAGGCCCAGUGGGCCCCUUGCUGAGUGGGCCAGUGGAUGGGUGGAGGGACUGGCCCAGCUAACUGCUCUAGCUGCCUCAGAGCUGGCCCGCCCUCUGUGAUUCUCGGAACGGUCAGCUGUGCAUGCCCUGUCUCGUGGUCAUGGACAGACAGGCAGUGCUGACCAGGAAGGCAGCUGACUGUGAGAUGCAUGGGCAGGCCCAUAUGCAUACCAGGCAGCCUGAACCCAGCUUGCAGACAGGGCUCUGCCUUUUUCCACGUGCGGACAUGUGCCCUGGAGUGAGGCUGCUCUGGGGGGCUGCUGUUUGUUUACAUGCAGAUUUUUGUAAUAAACACUAU
Molecule: messenger RNA, 1550 nt
Organism: Psammomys obesus (fat sand rat)
Lineage: Eukaryota; Metazoa; Chordata; Mammalia; Rodentia; Muridae
Gene: Rrad
Product: RRAD, Ras related glycolysis inhibitor and calcium channel regulator
Exons: 5
Coding region: 291-1214 (307 amino acids)
Biological process (GO): negative regulation of high voltage-gated calcium channel activity
Cellular component (GO): plasma membrane
Molecular function (GO): GTPase activity; calcium channel regulator activity; GTP binding
Source: RefSeq, a predicted model, not a curated record